AGCCCGAGCCGCGGGCGGGCGGGCGGCGAAGAUGGCAGAGGCGCCGGCCUCCCCGGCCCCGCUCUCUCCGCUCGAAGUGGAGCUGGACCCGGAGUUCGAGCCCCAGAGCCGGCCGCGCUCCUGUACGUGGCCCCUGCAGAGGCCAGAGCUCCAGGGGAGCCCGGCCAAGCCCUCGGGGGAGGCGGCCGCCGACUCCAUGAUCCCCGAGGAGGAGGACGAUGAAGACGACGAGGACGGUGGUGGUAGGGCCGGCUCGGCCAUGGCGAUCAGCGGCGGCGGGAGCGGCACGCUGGGCUCCGGGCUGCUCCUUGAGGAGUCGGCUCGGCUGCUGGCUCCCGGAGGGCAGGACCUCGGGUCCGGGCCAGCCCCCGCGGCGGGCGCGCUGAGCGGGGGGACGCAGACGCCGUUGCAGCCUCAGCAGUCACUGCCACCGCCGCAGCCGGGGACGGCGGGGGGUUCCGGGCAGCCGAGGAAAUGCUCGUCGCGGCGGAACGCCUGGGGGAACCUGUCCUACGCCGACCUGAUCACUCGCGCCAUCGAGAGCUCCCCGGACAAACGGCUCACUCUGUCCCAGAUCUACGAGUGGAUGGUGCGUUGCGUGCCCUACUUCAAGGAUAAGGGCGACAGCAACAGCUCUGCCGGCUGGAAGAACUCUAUCCGGCAUAACCUGUCGCUGCACAGCCGGUUCAUGCGGGUCCAGAACGAGGGGACGGGCAAGAGUUCUUGGUGGAUCAUCAACCCUGAUGGGGGCAAGAGCGGGAAGGCACCACGGCGGCGGGCUGUCUCCAUGGACAACAGCAACAAGUAUACCAAGAGCCGUGGCCGCGCAGCCAAGAAGAAGGCAGCCCUGCAGACAGCCCCUGAGUCAGCAGAUGACAGUCCCUCCCAGCUCUCCAAGUGGCCCGGCAGCCCCACGUCACGCAGCAGCGAUGAGCUGGAUGCAUGGACGGACUUCCGCUCACGCACCAAUUCCAAUGCCAGCACUGUCAGCGGCCGCCUGUCACCCAUCCUGGCAAGCACAGAGUUGGAUGACGUCCAGGAUGAUGAUGCCCCGCUCUCCCCCAUGCUCUAUAGCAGCUCAGCCAGCCUGUCACCCUCUGUAAGCAAGCCAUGCACCGUGGAGCUGCCACGGCUGACCGACAUGGCGGGCACCAUGAAUCUGAAUGAUGGGCUGGCUGACAACCUCAUGGAGGACCUGCUGGAUAACAUCACGCUCCCAUCCUCCCAGCCAUCGCCCCCUGGAGGGCUCAUGCAGCGGAGCUCUAGCUUCCCAUACACCACCAAGGGCUCCGGCCUGGGCUCUCCCACCAGCUCCUUUAACAGCACGGUGUUUGGACCCUCGUCUCUGAAUUCUCUGCGUCAGUCGCCCAUGCAGACCAUCCAAGAGAACAAGCCAGCUACCUUCUCUUCCAUGUCACACUAUGGCAACCAGACACUCCAGGACCUGCUCACUUCGGACUCACUCAGCCACAGUGAUGUCAUGAUGACCCAGUCGGACCCCUUGAUGUCUCAGGCCAGCACCGCUGUGUCCGCCCAGAACUCCCGCCGGAACGUGAUGCUUCGCAACGACCCAAUGAUGUCCUUUGCUGCCCAGCCUAACCAAGGGAGUUUGGUCAAUCAGAACUUGCUCCACCACCAGCACCAAACCCAGGGCGCUCUCGGUGGCAGCCGUGCCUUGUCGAAUUCCGUCAGCAACAUGGGCUUGAGCGACUCCAGCAGCCUUGGGUCAGCCAAACACCAGCAGCAGUCUGUCAGCCAGUCUAUGCAAACCCUCUCAGACUCUCUCUCAGGCUCCUCCUUGUACUCAACUAGUGCAAACCUUCCCGUCAUGGGCCAUGAGAAGUUCCCCAGUGACUUGGACCUGGACAUGUUCAAUGGGAGCUUGGAAUGUGACAUGGAGUCCAUUAUCCGUAGUGAACUCAUGGAUGCUGAUGGGUUGGAUUUUAACUUUGAUUCCCUCAUCUCCACACAGAACGUUGUUGGUUUGAACGUGGGGAACUUCACUGGUGCUAAGCAGGCCUCAUCUCAGAGCUGGGUGCCAGGCUGAAGGAUCACUGAGGAGAGGGGAAGUGGGCAAAGCAGACCCUCAAACUGACACAAGACCUACAGAGAAAACCCUUUGCCAAAUCUGCUCUCAGCAAGUGGACAGUGAUACCGUUUACAGCUUAACACCUUUGUGAAUCCUGCACCAUGUUCCUAACCCAGCAGAGACUGUUCACGGCCCCUUACCCUGGGUGAAGCACUUACCCCUGGAACCGAACUCUCUCUCUCAAGUAUGCAAAAUCUUCCUUGUAUGGGGUGAUGAGCCACCUGCCAGCGAAGGACAGCACCCACCGCCACCCACACUCAUCCAGAGCACACCGUGAGCCCCCAUGGGCAAUGCUGUGGUGUUUUAAUAUCUCGAUGGUUUAUGGGAUGUUCUAAGUGUUGUUUUUGUGUUUGUUUUCCUUUGACUUUCUGAGUUUUUCACAUGCAUUAACUGGCAGUAUUUUUAUGUUAAAAUGUUAAUCACUCUUCCCCUGGCAAAUUGAAAAACAGGAGGAAAAUGUUGUACCAGUUACCAUUCUGGCUGUGGGCGUCACAAGCAUUUGAGCCCGUGGAACUUCAUAAACUAACAAAUUACAUAAACUAGAGGGGGAUUUUCUUUUCUUCUUUUGUUUGGUAGAAAACUAUCCUUUUCUUGAAACCGAACAAUGGCACAACUGUUUGCCAUGAGCACCAGUCCAGAACUGAACCCUGCAUGGGCAGACCGAACGAAGCUCGGCAUCCGACCCAGUGAGUUUCAGGAAUGAGUCAGGGUGGUUGGGGGCCGAGCCCCCCACACCUGAUCUGCAGUUGCCAGAUCAGUAGGGCCUGUGGUCUGCUGUCAGUAUCCUCAGCUAAUGCAGUGAACAGUGAUGGUGUGUUGGUUAGAAAUUAGGAUCUUUUCAAAGAACAGAUCAGCUCAGCUGUCUACUCAUUGCCAAAUGCCACUAAAGGAUUUAGUUAUAAGGAAAAAAGACAAGAAAAAAAAGUAGUCCUGUUUUGCUUUGCAGAAGAAAUGAACUUAACAGGUGAGCAUUAAGCCUGCAGUGAGAAAUGUGUGAAAAGUACAAACCCGAGUCACUAUUCUAAAUACACACCCUUGAUUAUUUUCAGCUUUGCUGUGUAUGAUCUGAUGUUCUAGAUGUGUAUGAGUGAGAGGCAAUAGCAUACAAACUGAUUUUUUUUUAUAUAUAUAAGGUUAGAUCGUAAUUGUACAAGUGACACAAUGGAAGUACAAGAUAGGGAAGUUUUGACUUUUUCCCCCCACUUUCCUGCUUCCGUGGAUUUCAUUUUGUUCUGUUUUCAAGAAGUUAUGGUGCUGUCUAGGUGCUUUCUGUUUAACCUGGGAAGUGUGAUUAUCUUAGUUACCCUCUUUGGUAGACAGACUAGUUGGGAACACCUUUGGUACAUAUGAAACUGGUGUAACGAUGCUCUGAUUAGCACAGCGUAUACAUACUUCUCCAAAGUGAUAUAUGAAGACUUUUCUUUGCAUAAAAAGCAUUAGGCAUAUAAAUGUAUAAAUAUAUUUUAUCAUGUACAGUACAAAAAUGGAACAUCCUGCAUGGACGUUAGGAAUACAGGCUAGUAUCUCAGCACAGACCUCCCUGCAUGAGUCCUCGCAGACACUUGCACUGUGCAGUGGGCACCGACUCCCUUCCACCAACACAGACGUGCCACCUGACCCCCUGCACCCACCACCGGCCACCAGGGGCCCCCUUGUGCACCUUUUCUUUAUAAUUCCUCUGGGGGUGAUAUUGGUGGUGAUAACAGCUCCUAGCAUCAUGAAAGUUCCAUUUGGUAUUGUCACACGUCUCUCCCAUCUCGCUUGGGUUGUCCUGUUUGGGCAAUUGCCCUGUUGAUUUCACCCUGCCUUUUCCGGAAUCUGUAAAUUGUCGUGCAGUUGUGCUUAUGGUAGACCUGUAGCAUACCACCUUUUCUAAACUGCUACAAGUUUAUAAUCUUCAUUUUAAAAGUACGUAUAAUUUUUAAAAAUAUGUAUUCUAUUCAUGUGGUCUGCUUGUCAGUGAGACAGACUUUUGCUUACUAUGUUCCUUUAUAACAAUGCUAGCCACUUCCUCGAUUCUUUGGGAGUCUGCUCUACGCAAGAACUGUCAGUGUCGGUGAAAGAGGGCUGCCUGUCUGGGUCCUAAAUGCAGCUGCCCUGGGUGGGAGCAGUUCAGAGACAGCGACAGUAGUGGGGGGUAAGCGGGGCUAGCAGAUACGAGGGAGAAUCCGGAGUGCUUCCAACAGGAGUGCCUUGAGAAUUUCUCUCCAGAGCUCGAAGAAACAAGCAAACUAAAAAUGGCAAUUUCCUUUGCAGUUUUAUACACCCCGGGAGCUGCUUUGAGAGUAAGAAAGGCAACCCUCAAAUGUGUUUCGACUUGAAAAUGUUGAAUUCCUUUCAGACAUGUGGCAUCUCAUUUAUUCUCUUUUUUCCCCCCAAUGUUUGUUAGAUUUCAGGCAGAAUGUCUUACAAAAUGUCCUAGAACCAGAUUAUGACUUAAUCUAAAACAGCUGAGGGAGGACAGAGGCGGCAUGAGAGCAGGGCAACCACAGAGCAGAUCGGCAAAGUGGAGGGGGAGGGUGCUUUGAAUUUUUUUUUUUUUUUUUAAACUCAAACAGCAUCUACGUGUCGAGCAUUGUGGAGAACUGAGAUCAGAGCAAAGUCAAGCGCCAGCAUCCGUCCCAGGAGGGGGUCAGGCAAGAAUGGAAUAGUUAGGCCUGUCCAGCAUCAUGGCAGCCCCAGUCACACCCUUGGUCACCUUCAGCUGGCCACCCACCCAGAGGCCAGGCUCCCUUAGACUAGCUGGGUUCCAAGGCGGUCAGACUGGGCAGAGGUGUGACCUCAGCCUUCUGUCUCUCAUAUUGAGACCCUGCUUUCAGAAAGGGCCAGCUGUUGGCGCCCAUGUGGAGUUGAGUGUCAUGGUCCCUCGCAGUAAGCUUCCUGAUCUGGAGCAUCCCAGUGGAAUAUUUAGGAGCCUCCGGGGGCUCGACAGCUGGAAUUCUGCAUCCUGAGAGCUAUCUGAGGCUACCCUCAGCCUCUAAAUAAGCUGCGCUAGGGAGCCUUCCACUUUUUCACGGGAAAUUAGGAAAAUAACCAAUGUUGAAAACACGACAUGCACUCUGGGGCCCUGUUGUUCUCUUCUGGGCUCCAGGACCGGAUCCCUUUUACCGAAGUUAGAAAAGAGCUGUAUCCCGAGCCUUCACUGUCCCUGUGUGAGGACUGACCUCCAGGUGCAGUGUGCCCCGUUAACUGGGCAUGAAUCUGAGGUCAGUUUCCUUUAUCGUUUCUUCCACAAUAUGAUGAUUGCUAAAACACAUGUUUUGAAAAAUUUCAGAAGUCUGUCUUUCCUGUUAACGGGAGGAUCAUGCACACACGUAGUCCAAGGUUGACUGUGUGCGUGUGUUUGGUGUUGAGUUUUGGAAUUACGUGUGUGUCACUCCCCCACCCUGAGGAGAGGACCUCAUGGCCCACUGCUCAGGACAGGUAUGCCCGAUCUCAGGGUGACAUUUCAGGUGGCUUCUGAACUUACGAUAGGGACAGACUUCACCCCUCCCUGAAGAACCCCACUUAAAGAAUAAGGAACACUUGAAUCUCUUGGAAGGAGUAAAGCAGUCAGACAGCCAGUCCCAUGUUUUUGCUGAUGCCACGGGCUGGCGGGGGAAAUAAAAAUGUUACCCUUUCUCUCUAAAAGGAGAAACAAAACCCUGACAGCUCUGAACUCUGAUUUCCCUUUUCCUGCUGUAUUUGGGAACAUUGUGUGAUUAGGCAUAAUGUUUUUUUUAAAAAAAUUAAGCAAAUUUUUUUUUAGAAAUACAGUCUCUGGCAAAGAGGUACAAGAAAGCCAGCCUCUCCUGGAGACUGGGGGAACAGGGCCUGAGGAGGGGAAAAUGAAGUCCUUGUGAAAUCAUGUCUGUCAAGAUCUGAAAGCAGAUGCCCAAGGAACUGAAAAGAGUGGAUUGUAUCUGAUCUAAAUCUUUUGUGGGUAACAUUUUAUGCAGGUUGAAUGAAUGAACUAUUUUCCUCUUGUUUAGUUUUAUUUCUAUGUAUUUUUCUUUGGUGAAUGAUUGGUUCCGAGCCCUCUGCCACACUCCAGAAAUACUUGUGCGGCUGCUUUAAAAAACUGUCUGUCUGGUCACUUACUUCUCUAAAAUUACUUCAUUGCCUGGCAAUCAGUCUUCUCUCGUAUACUUGUCCUAGCACAUGAUGUACACGGGAAAUGUAAACAGAUGUGAAAGAGGACCAGAAAAAUUAGUUAAUAUUAAAAAGAAAUGUAUUGUGCAUUUUGGCUUCACAUGUUUAACUUUUUUUAAGAAAAAAAGUUGCAUGAAUGGGAAAAAAAAGUCUGUAUACAGUAUCUGUAAUACAAACUGUCUUAUCUGUUUCAGUUUCUUGCUCAUGCCCCAUACAAACUAGAAUGAAAUAUGGUGCAUGGCCAUAUUCAGACACCUAAAGUCAAGCAGCUGAUACUUAGGUUUGAAGCACCUCAUCCUUUCUUUCAAAGCGAACACUAUCAUAUUGAGUUCUUACUGAGGAUUUUGUCUAACCGUAUGUUGCCAUGGGUUAACUCUACCAGCUUUCUUCUCAAGAAUCAAAACCAGUUUGAUUUGGGACUCUUCCCCUUUCCAAAUGAAAUAGAGAUACAGUACUUACUUCCCUUGAUGUUUGUAGAUAAUUGCUUUGUGUAUUCCAUUUAAAACUGUAAUCUAGUUUGUAAAAGAGAUGGUGACGCAUGUAAAUAAAGCAUCAAUGACACUCUA
Molecule: messenger RNA, 6786 nt
Organism: Equus caballus (horse)
Lineage: Eukaryota; Metazoa; Chordata; Mammalia; Perissodactyla; Equidae
Gene: FOXO3
Product: forkhead box O3
Biological process (GO): regulation of transcription by RNA polymerase II
Cellular component (GO): mitochondrial matrix; nucleus
Molecular function (GO): RNA polymerase II cis-regulatory region sequence-specific DNA binding; DNA-binding transcription factor activity, RNA polymerase II-specific
Source: RefSeq, a predicted model, not a curated record